This is a messenger RNA of Anneissia japonica, 2452 nucleotides long. RefSeq names its product lanC-like protein 2. Lineage: Eukaryota; Metazoa; Echinodermata; Crinoidea; Comatulida; Comatulidae. Gene Ontology annotation, biological process: carbohydrate metabolic process; peptide modification. The record is from RefSeq and is a predicted model, not a curated record. The coding region runs from base 99 to 1301 and encodes 400 amino acids. The transcript is spliced from 9 exons. Gene Ontology annotation, cellular component: plasma membrane.
CGUUGCGACUGAAAUGCAUAACAAUACGGUGCGACCGAAAUGAUCUGUAUUCGACCUAGUUUUAGGAUGAUUCGGAUUGUGAGGUUAAAAUAUUCAUAAUGUCAGCCAGAGAGUUUCCAAACACCUUAGACGAUUAUGUUACAACCUCUACAGAGCUAAUUAGCAAGUCUGGCAAGUUUAUAGAUGAGAUAUCAGAACGAUUGAAUUCUGGAGUCACUAAGCUGGUUGCUAAAUUGAAUGAUGGUCUUCAAAGAGAUUCCAGUAGUGAUGGAGACUACUCAAUAUAUACUGGAAAAACUGGUAUUGCAUUGCUUUAUCUGCACCUAUACAACACUAACUCAGAUGAAACGUACCUCACAAAAGCUGAAGAAUAUAUAAGUAAAUCGUUGAAACACUUAAAAGGUCGUAGGGCUACUUUUCUAUGUGGUGAUGCUGGCCCCUUAGCUGUAGGGAGUGUGGUAUACAACAAAAUGGGAAAGAAGCAGAAAUCUAAGGAUUGUGUUGAAAGAUUACAGAAACUGGUUGAUAUUGUAUUAGAUGAGAGCAUACCAGAUGAGUUGCUAUAUGGCAGAGCAGGGUACCUCUAUGCAUUGCUAUUUGUAGAGCAUUUCCUUGGUGAGGAAACUAUUCAAAAAAAUAUCAUUGAAAAGGUAACAAUGAUGGUGUUGGAUUCAGGGAAAGCAUUGGCAAGAAAAGAGAAGUCCAAAUCACCCCUGAUGUACAAGUGGCAUGAUAAGCAGUAUCUUGGAGCAGCUCAUGGCCUGGCUGGAAUUUACUUUCUACUGUUGCAGGUAGAUCUUCCGGUGAUAAGCAGUCACCUAGAUGACGUGAUUAAGCCAAGCAUAGAUUAUUUGACUCGACUUCAAUUUCCUUCAGGGAAUUACCCUUCAUCCCUUGGGAAUGAUACUGAUCGUUUAAUACACUGGUGUCAUGGUGCUGCUGGAGUUGUUCACCUGAUGCUCCAAGCUUACAAGAAGUUUGGUGACCAGAAAUACCUAGAUCAGGCUGAAUCAUGUGGUAAUGUCAUAUGGGCUAGAGGUUUGCUUCGCAAAGGCUACGGACUUUGUCAUGGAACCAGUGGGAACGGUUAUGCCUUUGUGGCAUUGUACCAAGUCACCGGUAACCAGAAGCAUCUACACAGGGCUUGGAAGUUUGCAGAAUGGUGUCUUGACUAUGACAAACAUGGCUGCCGACAACCUGACCGCCCUUUCUCAUUGUUUGAGGGCAUGGCAGGUGCUAUAUACUACUUAAGUGAUGUUUUGCAUCCUCUCAAAGCAAAGUUUCCAGCAUUUUACCUUUAAGAUUUUGUGCCAUUUCCUAAUUGUAGGCCUAUUGUCUCUCGCACUACAAAAAAUGUUAUCCUGUAUUAUAGUUGUACACAUUGUAUUUUAUUAACGUUACAAUGUACUGUAUACAAAUACCGAGCUUACUAAAUACUCAUGUGAUCUUGCGCUGGCUGUUUUGAUUGUGUCCUGACAUAUGUCCCACCACUUAGACUGUAAGUGGAUACAACAUUUUGUUUUGUGCUGAAUUAGUUGCAUGACAGCAUGACUAAGAAUAGUUUCCAUGGAGCAGAGGAGGUUGCUCAUGGAGAGUGACUGUGCUAAUUAAUUUUCCAUAAAUAACAUACUGUACUCUACUGUAAAACCAAAUACUACAGACAGAGCUUAAUUAAAUACAACAGUGAGGUCAGUUCCGUCAGUCCUGACAAAUCUUAUGUUUAUUUUUGCUAUAUAAUGUGAGGUCAGUUCCGUCAGUCCUGACAAAAAUAUGUUUAUUUUUGCUAUAUAAUGUGAGGUCAGUUCCGUCAGUCCUGACAAAUCUAUUUUUAUUUUUGCUAUAUAAAGUAAAUACAUAAAUUUUGUACUUGCUAACACAGGUGGCUUAGAAUAGCUUAAAAAAAUGAAUCCUUGCCAAGCCGUGGGGCUCAUAGGGCUGGAGCUUAUGCCCUGUAGUGUGAAGUGGAUGAGAGUGCGAUACUCCCCCUGGGUGGGAUGUUGCUGGUACCCAUUUAUACAGCUGUGUAGACUGGAGCAUUGUACAUAAAGUGCCUUGCUCUAGGACCCAAGCGAAAUGCACAGAGUAGUAUUCAUAAGAAAUGAGUAUGACAAUUUGUGAAUUGCAUAAUAUCUCUGGACUUAGUCAUUGAAACAUGUUUUUUUUUCAGAUAGAAUGCUCUUCCAGAAGAGAAGUGCCUUUAAGACCCUUUAUUACAUAUAACAUUUAUUUCUAAGAUUUCUACAAAUAUUAUGUUAAAAAAUUAACAACUUCCUUCUAAUGUUUUGGUUUCUUAUUAAGCUAUAUGGAUAUUUAAUGGUUGUAACAAGAUUACUUUUACAAGUACUACUUUCACAAGUAGUGCUCCUAUUUUCUUGGUUAAAUAUUUUGUUUACCCUAUACUUUUUUCAUUGUAUAUAUAUCACCUAGAGUUCAUUCACUAGGAACUGAGAAA